UGGGGAUAAAGAUGUGAUAGGGAUGGGGUCAGGAGUGCAGUGGGUGGGCACAGGAUGGGAACGGGAAUGGGAUGUGGGCUGGGAUAGGAUGGGAUGGCAGCAGCCGAUGAAGCAAAGCAGAUCCCUGGACAUCUCUGCCUGUCCCACAAGAACUCUGGGAAGCUGCUGGAGGAGAUCCUGGUGUCUGCUCCCCAAACUCCGGCUCACGGGGCUGUGGCGAAGCCGCGGGCUCAGGCACUGCCCAGCUCCCCGCUGCCCACGGAGGAGGAUUUCGGGAAGGGGCCCUGGCUGGCCAUGAAGACGGAGCUGGGGCUGGAUGAGAGAGACCCCAGCUGCUUCCUCCGCACCUACAGCGUGGUCAUGGUGCUCCGCAAGGCAGCCCUGAAGCAGCUCCCAAAAAACAAGGUUCCCAGCAUGGCUGUGAUGAUCAAGACCCUGAGCAGGAGCAGCGCCGGCGCUGGCGCCGUGUUCCGGGACCCCACGGGGGAGAUGCAGGGCACGGUGCACCAGCUGCUGCUGGAGCAGAGGCAGAGCGAGCUCCGGGCCGGCUCCGUGCUGCUCCUGAGGCAGGUCGGGGUCUUCUCCCCCUCCCACCGCAACCACUACCUCAACGUGACCCCCAACAACCUCCUCCGCAUCUUCCCGCCUGAGCCCGAGGGCUGCUCCCUCCGGCAGGUCCCUGCCCAGGCUGAGCUGAUUCCAGACCCCCUUGCACAGCCCCCUCAGGGUGUCCCUGUUCCUGAGGACUGGGGACAGUCGAGGACAAGUGGACACAGCGCAGAGCAGCAUCCUGGGGGCUCCUCCCUGUGCCCACCGAGCUCUGGUCCCAGCUGGGAAGAGCCAGUGGGAGCUGAUGGAUGUGACACGGAUGACCUGGACGGGCUCCUGGGGGAGCUGCCCGAGGAUUUCUUCUCAGCCCCGGCUCAGGUUGACUGCGGCUGAGCCCAGCAGCUGCUGUGAGGGUGACGCUGCUGGGGAGCAGGUGACACACCUGCCACCCUCCUGCUCCUGUCUCUGCGUGUCUGUGCUGUUUGUUGUGGAGCUGAGAGCUGGGGAGAGCCGGGGGGACUCAGCGCUGUCCCCGCUGCUCCGGGCACAGCGGCCCCUCUCGCUCCCAAACCUGCAUUAAAGGGCUCUUUUGUUUCUGCA
Messenger RNA from Cyanistes caeruleus (blue tit), 1149 nucleotides. The record is from RefSeq and is a predicted model, not a curated record. NCBI's taxonomy places the organism in Eukaryota, Metazoa, Chordata, Aves, Passeriformes, Paridae.